Messenger RNA from Oncorhynchus masou masou (cherry salmon), 1222 nucleotides. RefSeq lists its product as uncharacterized. The transcript has 6 exons. The coding region runs from base 86 to 1222 and encodes 378 amino acids. The record is from RefSeq and is a predicted model, not a curated record. NCBI's taxonomy places the organism in Eukaryota, Metazoa, Chordata, Actinopteri, Salmoniformes, Salmonidae.
GAAAACACAGUUUGGGAAGUAGCUAGCUAUCUAGCGGCUCACUGACUGAAAAUGGAUUCGAUUAAAUAGAGUCUUUGUCCACAUAAUGUACAGCUGGGAAAGACGCGCAGCUGAGAACCUCACCAAUGCUGAACACAUUUGUGAGGUGAGGAAGAGGAGAGACAUUAAAUAUGAGGACUACCUACGCAGACAGGAACAGGAAAGGGCAGAUGUGAGGAGGGAAGUACACAGAGUACGGACGCCUUCACCAACACCUCAGACAAAUAGGUUCAAAGCCCGCAGGUAUGAAAGACCAUGGGCACAGGGAGCGCCAGGCACCAAGAAGUCCUCCAGCUCUGUGAAAUCCACCAGAUCAGAGAUGAGAAACUCACAGAACAAAGGCUCAGAGUCCCGCUUUCCUGCCAUCUCCAGCGGAACCCAGAGCAGUGUAACCCAAAGUAGAACAGCAGAAUUGGCAACCACAUCAAAGACAUGGAGAAGAGCCAUUGCCCCACUGGCAUCCCACUGUAAGGAACAAUCUCCACCAUGUCACAAACACAGAUCUGUGGCUAUAAAAAACAGAGCAUGUAAGUUAUCCACAUGUGCAUCUAAGUCAAACACUCUGAAACUAACACAAAGUCAAGACACACUGAGGGUGAAGAAACAGAUAGGGGCACCAUCAUGUGACCGUGCAGAUAGUUCAAACAUCUCUACAAGACAUGAUCUGGUCAAGAGGCCAUUAGACAACUGCUCCCUCCCACAGCCCCUGACCUUUUCUAGAAGAUCCUACACAGAUUGGCCCUGUCUUCCCUCACUGCAGUACCACCGCUCCCCCAGCCCAGACGACCCAGAGUCACAUCCCUAUGUCCAGCUGAUCUCGGAUCCCUUCCAGGGCUUCUCAGAGAGUAGUAGUAUCAAAGAGGAGUACGUACGCAGUGAUGACACCUACAGGGCUGAGAUCUGCUCCAGGAGUUUAGCUGACACCAGUCCUUUGUCCGUACCGGAGUCCCUCCCCUCGCAAUGCCCCUCCAGCAGUGGCACCCUGGAAAGCAGCUCUCUCAGCCUCAGUGACUCCUUCAUCGGCCCCCUCAGCAGCCACUUCCGCACGCUGGGUGUUCUGUCCUCCGAGUCUGAGUCAGACGGGGAAGACGACAGCCAUUCAUGUCAGGAUGCUGACAGAGAGAGCUACCAAAUCCCCGGGCCUGCAGUCCCAGCUGAGUUUGGAGUCAACAAGCACCCCUGA